AUGCCUCUCUCAACCGAACAACUCAUUAUUGCUCAAGGCUCGACGGUGCUCAUUACGGGCGUCAAUGGCUUUAUUGGAUCCAAUAUCGCUGACCAGUUCCUCAAGUUUGGUUACAAGGUCCGCGGUACGACCCGUAGCCUGGAGAAGAAUACCUGGAUCAGCACCCUAUUCAACAAAAGGUAUGGCUCAGGCAGUUUCGAGUUGGUGGCUGUACCAGACAUGGCGGCAAAGGACGCCUUUUCCAAAGCUGUCAAGGGUGCCUCAGCCGUUGUCCAUACGGCAACCAUCUUCUCCCUGGACCCGAAUCCAUAUAAUGUGAUUCCGGGGACAGUAUCAGGAACUCUCAACGCUUUGGAAGCAGCCGCCCAGGAGCCAAGUGUGAAGCGCUUCGUCCUCACAUCCUCUUCCACAGCCGCAUUGAUCCCAAAGCCCAACAACCCCGUCAAGGUCACGACUGAUACAUGGAACAUCGAGGCUGUAGAGUUGGCGUACCGCGAUCCGCCUUAUGAGCCGGAGCGCGCGCUGCCUGUUUACGCCGCCAGCAAGACCCUGUCCGAGAAAGAAGCUUGGAAGUUCAUGGACGAGAGGAAGCCUAGUUUCACCCUGAACACCAUUCUGCCCAACAUGAACUUCGGCGCCAGCCUCGACGUCGCCAACCAAGGUCACCCCUCCACUUCGGCCUUUGUUGCAGAGCUUUUCAAGGGAAAUACCCACUACCUAGGUGGCAUCACAGCUCAGUACUUCGUCGAUGUGCAGGACGACGCCAUAUUGCACGUCGCUGCCGCUGUUCACCCCGACAUUCAAUCCGAGCGCGUAUUCGCCUUCGCCGAGCCUGUGAAUGCGGACGUUAUUCUGGCUGUUUUCCGGAAACUCUAUCCGAGCCGUAGCUUUCCCGCCAACUUCCGGGCGGAGGAGGAUGUGAGCGACAUUGUGCCUGGUAAGCGAGCCGAGGCCCUGUUGCGCGACAUGGGCAGAGACGGAUGGACAAGAUUGGAGGAAAGCAUUAAGCGAAACACGGAAGACCUCGUUUAG
Molecule: messenger RNA, 1032 nt
Organism: Colletotrichum navitas
Lineage: Eukaryota; Fungi; Ascomycota; Sordariomycetes; Glomerellales; Glomerellaceae
Product: aldehyde reductase
Exons: 2
Coding region: 1-1032 (343 amino acids)
Molecular function (GO): oxidoreductase activity, acting on the CH-OH group of donors, NAD or NADP as acceptor
Source: RefSeq, a predicted model, not a curated record